ACACUGUGAAUUGGUGCGGCGCUCAGUCAGUUACCCGCUGCCUGAAUAUCUGGAAAUGUUGCGUAUCCCCUUUUCCCGUACCAAAACAAAGGGAGUCGUGUUUUGUUUGGCUUAUGUUUUACUUUAACCGGCGGGACAUUUAACCGACAGUUCCAGUUUCUAUUGUCUCAGGUUUUGAUUGUGAGCGGCUCGUGAAGGGCUGACAGGCGGCUUGUUUUCUUUAUUGUGAGGCAUGUGAUACAGAUGGGAGACUGAGGCGUGCUCGUGUUUUACGGAUGUUACCGGGAAACGCAGAGAGGAGGAAGGGCUUUUGUCCCUCCCCAACUGUACGUCCACCGUGGAAGUGGCUCACCGCCCGGCUUCAGAAGGACCCGACGGAGCCGUGCUGCUGGUGAAUACUACGGGGCUCUCUCAGCUAGCUGUUGCGCGGCAUACACCCAGAUAGAAUGGACAAUGACUGUGGAGCCACCUAGUUUUUUUUUACUUCUUUUUUGUUUUUCUUUUGGAUGUUGUUUAACGAAUGUCUUGCCUUUAAAAGAAAAGAAAUAACAAACAACCCGCUUAGUUAGUGGACGUGUUUUUAUUUUUGCUAGGUGGGAGGCUAACGUUGGUCAAACAUACGGGAGGAUCAGUUGAGGCUCGGUCAGGCAAGCCAACAAUGCGGAUUACUUCUUUGUGUUAACAGACUGCAUAAAGUUGAGACAAAACUCACAGGACUAAGGUUCGGUACUUCCCCUAUCAUCGUUUUAUUGUCUCAUAAAGGACACAGCGUGUUAACCAGAGGGAACAAUUCCCACAUGUGGACACACUGUGUGUGAAGCUGCACCCAGACUGAAAACAGGCGAGGAUAACCAUGGCGAACGACUCUGUCCAAAGUGACCCAGGUGGGCUUUCGGUCCUGGAGCAACUCAGUCUGGACCAGAACUCUGAUUUCUCAGACUCCAGUGUUCAGCAGCUUCUUGAUGAGCAGCGUGAAAGGAUCCGCAGGGAGAUUCGAAAGGAGCUGAAGAUCAAAGAAGGUGCUGAGAACCUGCGCAGGGCUACAACUGACAAGAGGAACGCCCAGCAGGUGGACAGUCAGCUGCGGUCGUCUAACCGCAGGCUGGAUAACCUGCACGCUCAGCUGCAGGAACUGGAUGCUCACAUCGUGGUGAAGGGAGGCGAGGAGAGUAAAGAUGAAUGUCCGCAGUCUCCUGGGGCAGAGAGUUGCAUGUCAGCCCACAAGGAGCGCAUUGCUGCUCUGGAGAGGCAGCUCAACAUCGAGCUCAAGGUCAAACAGGGAGCUGAGAAUAUGAUUCCAAUUUAUGCCAAUGGGUCCACCAAGGAUAAGAAAAUGCUGCAGACGGCCCAGCAGAUGCUGCAGGACAGCAAGACCAAAAUCGACAUCAUCCGUAUGCAAAUUCGCAAAGCUGUUCAGGCCACUGAGCACAAUGAUGACACACAGGGUAACCACGACCUCUGUGGGGUGGAGCUGCGUAUUGAAGAGCUGAGACAUCACUACAGGGUGGAGCAUGCUGUUGCUGAGGGGGCCAAGAAUGUCCUCAGGCUCCUGGGAGCCAACAAGGUUCAGGACAAGAAAGCUCUGUCUGAGGCGCAGUCUCGUCUCAGCGAAGCAUCUCAGCGGCUCGACCUGCUGAGGGACUCUCUGGACCGACGUUUGGCAGAGCUGCCAGAGGACCAUCCUAAGGCAAGCAUCAUCAAAGAGGAGCUGGUUUUGGCCUCUUCUCCUGCCUUCAGCUCCCGUCACGGUGCCCCCUAUCUUCAAAACCAAUACAGCACCCUCAACAAGCCCUCACCUCUUACUGGCACCUUGCAGGUGCAGCUGCUGGGCUGUGUCGGGUUGUUGGAGGUGGUCCCAGGUCGCAAUAAAGGCACAGCUGUCAUGCUGCCUAGUUACAGCCCUGGAGACACCAGGUCUUUCAUGAGAGGAAGCAAAGGAUUGUACGGACGCAGCGGUUCAGUCAGUGGAAAGACACCCAAUAAGAUGGACGAACUCACCUCUGAGGUGAGUGCAGUGCUGAAGCUGGAUAACACAGUUGUUGGCCAGACAGCUUGGAGGACUGUGGGAGAACAGGCCUGGGACCAGACCUUCACUGUGGAGCUGGAAAGGUCAAGAGAGAUGGAGAUUGCUGUUUACUGGAAGGACUACCGCUCCCUGUGUGCGCUCAAGUACCUGAAGCUGGAGGAAUUCCUGGACAACCAGAAACACAGAGUUCAGCUGGAGCUGGAGCCUCAGGGUCUGCUGCUGGCCGAGGUGACCUUCUUUAAUCCAGUCAUCGAGAGAGUUCCUCGGCUCCAGAGGCAGAAAAAGAUCUUUUCUAAGCAACAAGGCAAGGCUUUCCUGCGGGCUCGUCAGAUGAAUGUGGACAUUGGGACGUGGGUGAGAUUGCUUCGAAACGCCAUCCCCACUGUGAACAACUCUGGAACCUACAGCCCCAAUGCACAGGGCUUAUCUGUCAACUCUGGGGAGAUCUCAGUGGAGAAGUUGAGUCUGGAGAGCGACUCUCCAAUAAGAGGAGAUUACAAGAGAGACACGGACACACACACUCCGGACCUUCUGCCAGUCGUCGAGCCCCUCCCUUCCCGAGAUCUCAUCCCCGAGUCCCCUGUCCGUACUCAGUCUGUUAGCAGUAGGCAGAAGAAAGGUCCUCUGUCCCUGCAGGACUUCAGGCUCAUCGCUGUGUUGGGAAGGGGACAUUUUGGGAAGGUGUUGCUGUCAGAGUACAAGAAGACAGGAACAAUGUAUGCCAUCAAAGCCCUGAAAAAAGGAGACAUCAUUGCUCGGGACGAGGUGGAAAGUCUGAUGUGUGAGAAGCGCAUCUUUGAGAUUGUGAACAUGUCGCAUCAUCCCUUCCUGGUGAACUUGUUCGCCUGCUUCCAGACAUCAGAGCACGUGUGUUUUGUGAUGGAGUACACAGCCGGAGGAGAUCUGAUGAUGCAUAUCCACACAGACAUCUUCAAAGAGCCACGAGCUGUGUUUUAUGCUGCUUGUGUGGUUCUUGGACUUCAGUUCCUUCAUGACCAUAAGAUUGUAUACAGAGACCUUAAGCUUGAUAAUCUGCUGCUAGACACAGAUGGAUAUGUGAAGAUUGCUGACUUUGGACUGUGUAAAGAAGGAAUGGGUUAUGGAGAUCGGACCAGCACAUUCUGUGGUACUCCUGAGUUUCUGGCCCCAGAGGUCCUCACCGAUACAUCUUACACCAGAGCUGUGGACUGGUGGGGUCUGGGGGUCCUCAUCUAUGAGAUGUUGGUGGGAGAGUCUCCAUUCCCAGGGGAUGAUGAAGAGGAGGUGUUUGACAGCAUUGUGAAUGAUGAAGUCCGCUACCCACGUUUCCUCUCCACUGAGGCCAUCGGCAUCAUGAGAAGACUUUUAAGAAGGAAUCCAGAAAGGAGGCUGGGAUCUGGAGAAAAGGAUGCAGAGGAGGUGAAGAAACAGCCAUUUUUCAGAAAUGUGGAUUGGGAGGCGCUGCUGCAAAGGAGGGUGCCCCCUCCCUUCGUGCCAUCCAUUCGCAACAAAGAAGACGUCAGUAAUUUUGAUGAGGAGUUCACCACAGAACCUCCAACACUCACACCUCCACGCGAGCCCCGCUCUCUCUCCCGCAAAGACCAGGAAGGCUUCCGGGACUUUGACUACGUCUCUGACCUCUGCUAGUAGACUAAAGGAAAACCUUUUUUUUAAUUUUUUAGGGCGGUUUUGUGCCAGCCCGACAAUCUACUGACUGUCAUUGCUUGUCUGUGGUCAAUUACAUUGUGAAUGAAUGCAGACAGAGGACAGUCUGGGUUUGGUUUUGGUUUUAAAGAUUGUGGACUAAGAUAAUGAAAGAAAGUACAGAUAGUUGUAGGGGUUAGAUAUUUUAUCACAGUGAAGGAUAAACAAACACCCCCUCUCCAGUCAUUGUACACCAGUGAGUUCUGUAACUUUAUAAGCCUUUAAAAACCCUCCUCCCAUCUUCUUUGUGUGUCAGUGUAGUCACCUGUGCAGCUGUGAGGAAGAACUUACUGUGUUUUUGUACCACUGACUGUUUAGGGGUUGCUCAGUGGCCUCUCAUACCAAUGCCUUAUAUUUCUACUUGUAUUUGUUCCUCAAAGAAACACUUUGCUUUUAAUUUUGUGGUCGUUUCUAUACAGCAGCAGGAAGACGGAGCCGGUAUGCUGUAGAAAAAGGGGAAAAGGUUACAUCCAGAGGGAUCUGUGCUUGGUCAUUAUUGUUCUUGCUAUAUGGAAUUUUUUUAACUAUGGGGUAAAAAGCCACUGCUUGGACUGCUUUUAUAAGUCCACCUACUACUUUUUUUAAACAAUGCUGCUUAGGUUUUAAAACAGUGAUUUGCAAAUCAGUCAUAUUUAAUAAUGACUCAUUGGUGCUUUAUUAAGCACCCUGCACAACAUUUCACUUUUAAAUUGAACCUUUGACUGUUUGGAAGAUCUAAACUUGUAGCACACACAACCAUCAGCAUGAAAGCUAUGUGGCACACAGAUUACUGAAACAAAAACUCAUAACACUAAACUGAUGCAACAUGUUGUUCCAGGUGUUAUAUAUCCAGAUGUUAACACGCAGCCUGGAUUUGUGAACAUGAAAUAAGUAACUUCCCUCCAGGACAAUUACAUUUUUAAACUUCUUUUUAGUGUCUUGUUUUGAGAAUUUAAACCAUUUACAGGUUACAAACUACAGCCACUAGAGUUUCAGUUCCAGACAUUGGAUGAUAUCAAAGUACUUGCAGAAGAUCCUUAAUAAAAAAAAAAAAUUCUCAUCAGAUCCACUCGGAGAACUAGUGGAAGUGAAUUACAGUUUUUGCAAUACAUUUUUUUUAGGAACAAUAUGAGUGAAUAAUGGAAAGAUGAAUGUUUAAUAAACACAAGCAAGCAGUGAAAACUUAUGUAACCUGCUCUGAGUGCAGGAGGGGUUUGUUAUCAACACUGUUUGUAUAGUUUGGAUUUGACUUAUUUUGUGUAUGAUAAUACAAAACCAUUGAGCAAGU
Messenger RNA from Melanotaenia boesemani (Boeseman's rainbowfish), 4976 nucleotides. RefSeq names its product protein kinase N1a (gene pkn1a). Lineage: Eukaryota; Metazoa; Chordata; Actinopteri; Atheriniformes; Melanotaeniidae. The record is from RefSeq and is a predicted model, not a curated record. Bases 854 to 3652 code for a protein of 932 amino acids. Gene Ontology annotation, molecular function: small GTPase binding; protein serine/threonine kinase activity; ATP binding. The transcript is spliced from 23 exons. Gene Ontology annotation, biological process: signal transduction; protein phosphorylation.